Molecule: messenger RNA, 2216 nt
Organism: Bactrocera oleae (olive fruit fly)
Lineage: Eukaryota; Metazoa; Arthropoda; Insecta; Diptera; Tephritidae
Product: apyrase
Biological process (GO): AMP catabolic process
Cellular component (GO): plasma membrane
Molecular function (GO): nucleotide binding; 5'-nucleotidase activity; metal ion binding
Source: RefSeq, a predicted model, not a curated record
ACUAACAGUAAAGUUGAUAUAUUGUAUAUUUAUUGUUUGACUAUUUUACAAAUUAAACUUAAAAACAAUAUAUAUAUAUAUAUACAUAUGUGUAUACAUAUGUGUAUGUAUAUAUACACAUGCACAUUUGACUAAAUUACAGUGCCAGUCUUUUCAAGCUGAUAUUAUAUUACUUCCAAAUAUUCUGAAAUGCUGGCUCAACACUUUUGCCAACAGCAAUUCAGUUAAAAGUACUGUUAUACCAAAGUUGGUCUCAUUUAUCUGCUGUCAGUUUCUAUUGUGGCGGUGUCUUGACCUAUCGAAAUCGCGGCGUAUUUUGGCAGUGUAAUAUGAAGUUGUUGACGAUAAUCACACUGUUCGUGCCCCUCAUUAGUGCCGAUAUAUUCCCGUUAUCCAUAAUUCACAUCAAUGACUUUCACGCAAGAUUCGAGCCUACAGACACAUCAGGCGGUACUUGUGAUGCGGGCAAUGAAUGCAUCGGGGGCUUAGCGCGAACUGUCUACACUGUAAAGCGAUUAUUGGAAGAACAAAAGGACCAAAAUCCGGUUUACUUCAAUGCAGGCGACAGUUUUCAGGGCACACUGUGGUACAAUAUCGGACGAUGGAACGUGACAAGCCAAUUUCUGAAUAUGCUGCCCGCAGAUGCUAUGACACUCGGCAAUCAUGAGUUCGAUCAUGGCAUUGAGGGCGUUGUGCCAUUUCUGGAGAGCAUCAAUUCACCUAUGUUGGUAGCAAAUAUGGACGCAAGAGAUGAACCGGAUAUGCAGGGCAAAUACCAAAAAUCGAUAAUAAUCGAACGUAGUAACAGGAAAAUCGGUGUCAUCGGUGUUAUUCUCGAAACCACCUAUGACUUAGCCAAUACUGGUAAUUUGAUCUUCCAAAAUGAAAGCGCUGCUAUACGUGAGGAAGCGCAAAAGCUGAAAGCACAGGGUGCUAAUAUAAUUAUUGCCAUUACGCAUUGCGGCUAUAAUGUCGAUAAAUUAAUUGCACAGCAUGCCGCUGAUGAUGUCGAUGUUAUAGUUGGCUCCCACUCGCAUACUUUCCUAUAUACGGGCGAUAAAUUACCCGGUCCAGACACUCCAUAUGGUCCGUAUCCCACCGAAGUUGUGCACGAAAAUGGUCAUCGCAUUCUGAUCGUUCAAGCUGCUGCUUAUGCCAAAUAUGUUGGUAAUAUAACAGUAUACUUUGAUGAUGAAGGCAACGUGGUCGAUUACUCGGGUGCACCGAUUUACAUGGGAUCCAGUGUACCACAGGACCCAGAAACUUUGGCUGCAAUUAUACCCGUUAAAGAAGAGGUGGAUAAGGUGGGGGCAAUUAUUCAGGGUGAGACUAAAGUGGAGUUGAGAAAGUCAACAUGUAGCAGUGAUGAGUGCAAUUUGGGAAACUUCUUUUGUGAUGCUAUGAUACACGCAUUCACUGGCUUAACACCGUACUCGGAAGGAUUGUGGUCUAACGUAUCAAUUGGAAUUGUAAAUACGGGUGCGCUGCGUGUACCCCUGAACAAAGGAAAUAUUACUUAUUCUCACAUAGUGACGAUGUCACCGUUUGAAAACAAACUCACUGCAUUCAACAUACCUGGUCAUAAACUAUUAGAAGCAUUGGAAUACAGUGUUAGCCCCAUUGAUUUGGAUAACGGAGUUAGCAGCUCCUACAGGUUUAUUCAAGUAUCUGGUCUUAAGAUAACCUACAAUUAUUCAAACCCAGUCGGAAAAAGAGUGGUCGAUAUUAAAGUUCGUUGUUCCGAGUGUGACAUACCUGUUUACGAGGAUUUCGAUUCAACGAAAAUUUAUCGUGUGGUCGCACCAGAUUUUCUAGCCGAAGGAGGGGAUGGUUUCGCAAUGCUAAGAGAUUAUGGUUACGAUUUUCAGAAAGAUAUGUCCGAUUUGGAUGCGCUGCUUUCAUACACAACUCAAGUAACUCCAAUUUAUGUCGGAAAGGAAAGGCGCAUUACUGUAUUACGGAAUUAAUGUAUUUACCAAUAAUAUCAUAUAUAAAAUGCCAAAGCCUUACUGUUGAUGGAAAAAAUUUGAUUUUGAAUAUGAUAUAGUAACAAACAUACAAUAUAAAUAUAAUAUUAAUAAUUAAAAUAUAUUUUGUUAAUUUGUGCUGUACUUUUAAUCAUAACCAAUACUAAUAAAUGUUAUAGUAUGCAUAAAAUUAUACACCCAAACAAUACUUAAAAUAAAUUUAAACUUCUUAACUUAAUAAAACUAAAA